AUGUCCCCACCUGGAAUGGUGCAGGUGGAGGUACAGAGCCAGACUCAGCCUCAAGCUGUGAGUUCUCUUCACCCUGAGUGGGGCACCUCAUUUUCACAGCCCAUCCCAAACUCACCUCAACCUCUGCAGGCAGAGGAUUCUUACCAAACACACCUGGAGACAGGAUUUCUCCCAGGCUGGACAGAAGCCUUUAAGAUCCAGGAGGUAACAUCUGGAGAAGGCCAGCAGGCCAGAGGAGUCACCUCUCAAGGGAAGACAUGCAAGCCCAAGACUGACAUUGUUUUCCUGAAGGUCCACAAGAGCGCCAGCAGCACGGUCAUGAACAUCCUGUUCCGCUUUGGGGAGAUGCACAACCUCACCUUCGCCUUCCCCCAGGGCGGGGGCUUCCAGCUCUACUACCCCCACCACUUCCUGGCCAAGUUCGUGCAGGGCUUCUCUCCUCUGAGCCCCCGGCGCUUCAACAUCCUCUGCCACCACAUGCGCUUCCUGCAGCCAGAGGUACAGAAAGUGGUGCCCAGCUCCGCCGUCUACUUCUCCAUCCUGAGGAACCCGGUGCAGCUGAUGGAGUCCUCCUUCGUGUACUACAAGGGCGCCUCGGCCUUCUCGCGCGUCCGCAGCCUGGAGGAGUUCCUCAGCCAGCCCUGGCGCUACUACAACCCCACCAGCGGCGACCGCCACUACGCCAGGAACCUCAUGACCUUCGACUUCGGCUUCAACCCCGACGGGGACGUGUCCCCUGAGCGGGUGCAGCUCAUGCUGAAGGCCAUCGAGGCGUCCUUCGACUUCCUGCUCAUCUCCGAGUACUUCGACGAGUCCAUGGUGCUGCUGAAGGAGAUGAUGUGCUGGGACCUGGACAGCGUCGUCUCCUUCCCGCUCAACAGCAGGGACAGCAGCACCAAGUCCCCGCUCCCGGACUCCGUCGUGGAGAAGCUGAAGGCCUGGAACAGGCUGGACUGGGAGAUCUACACGCACUUUAACAGGACCUUCUGGGAAAGGCUCGACCGCCACAUCGGCCGGGAGCGGCUGCGGCGGGAGGUGAGGGCGCUGCGGCAGCGGCAGGCGGAGCUGGCCCGGGCCUGCCUGCAGGGCACGGGCAGCGUGGGCCCCAAGGACAUCAAGGACAGCUCCCUGCGGCCGCUGCAGCACGGCGGGGCCCGGAUCCUGGGCUAUAACCUCAAGCAGGGCUUGCCUCGGGAGCUGGAGCGGACCUGCCGGCGGCUGGUGACGCCGGAGCUGCAGUACAGCAGCCUGCUCUACAAGAAGCAGUUCCCGCCGCCGCCGCCCCCCGAGAGCCCCCGGCCCGCUGCCUCCCCAGCCUCGCCGCAGCGGCCGGAGCCCACCCGAAACUGA
This is a messenger RNA of Camarhynchus parvulus, 1350 nucleotides long. RefSeq names its product galactose-3-O-sulfotransferase 2-like. Gene Ontology annotation, biological process: glycolipid biosynthetic process. Lineage: Eukaryota; Metazoa; Chordata; Aves; Passeriformes; Thraupidae. The record is from RefSeq and is a predicted model, not a curated record. The coding region runs from base 1 to 1350 and encodes 449 amino acids. Gene Ontology annotation, cellular component: membrane. Gene Ontology annotation, molecular function: galactosylceramide sulfotransferase activity. The transcript has 2 exons.